Messenger RNA from Salvia miltiorrhiza (redroot sage), 2877 nucleotides. RefSeq names its product putative late blight resistance protein homolog R1B-23. The record is from RefSeq and is a predicted model, not a curated record. NCBI's taxonomy places the organism in Eukaryota, Viridiplantae, Streptophyta, Magnoliopsida, Lamiales, Lamiaceae. Bases 1 to 2877 code for a protein of 958 amino acids. Gene Ontology annotation, biological process: defense response to other organism. The transcript has a single exon. Gene Ontology annotation, molecular function: ADP binding.
AUGGCGGCAGCUUACGCAGCUUUGGCUUCUCUUUCGAAUAUGAUAGAUCGGCUUCAGCGUCAUCCUUUCCCUCCAAUUUCUCUCGACGAGAAACAAGUUCAAUCUCUCACAGAUAAUGCUACCUUUUUGGAGGAAUUUCUCCAAUGCUAUAACUCUCCUUUUGGGCAAAUCGAUGGAGCUGAUCCUUUGCAGAUUCGCAUUGCAGAUGCAGCUCGUGCCACAGAAGCUGCUAUUGAGUCCUAUAUAGCACGCGUCGUUAUGCUUAAUGGCGUAUUAAUCGACCGCGGUGAAGAAAUGGUUUCCGAUGAAGAAAUCGGUUGCGAAAUUGAGUUCAAUCCAUCCAGUUACGCGAAAACCGAUCCCGGAGAAGAAAUCGUUUCGGAAGAAGAAACAAUUUCGCAUGGAGAAGAGCUCAAUUUCCGUGAUCAGAUCUUCUGUGGAGAAGAACUCAGUUGGCUUGAUGAGAUCGGUUCUGGAGAAGAAAUCGACCGUGAAGAAGAACUCAAUUGGGGUGAUGAGAUCGAAUCUGAAGAAGAAAUCGAUCACGUAGAAGAAAUCAAUUGCAUAAACUUCUAUCAAGAUCUAGAGCAAUUGGUUGAAGAAAUGGAUCUGAUCAAGUCAGAAGCGAUGGAGAUCGUUGAAGAGGAAAGGGGAGUCCAAAAUCAGCUGCAGAGAAGCAACCAGCCGCAGAGAAGCAUCUUAGGGCCUUUUGAUGCUAGGCAGAGUGUGAUGGUGGGCCAUGAUGAUGUGUUGCUUCAAGUCUUGGAUAAGCUCACGGGUGGACGACUCGACCGCCGGGCCAUUCCGAUUGUGGGGAUGGGCGGAAUCGGUAAGACCACUCUGGCUCAAAAUAUUUAUGCUCAUCCCCUUAUUAAGGAGCAUUUUGAUAUCUGUGCUUGGGCAACAAUUUCUCAACAAUAUAGUAUAAAAGAUAUUGUUUGGAAACUUCUUUCACAAAUAAAAAAUGAGUGCAUGGAACAGCUUACUAGUGAAAUGUGUGAAGAUGAAGUGGGAUUAGCACUUUACAAAUGUUUAUCAGGUAGAAGGUAUUUGAUUGUAAUGGAUGAUGUGUGGAGCAUUGAGGCAUGGGAUAAGAUACAAUACUUCUUUCCUCAAAAUAACACAAGGAGUCGGGUAGUGGUUACAACUAGGUUAUCAAACUUAGGUUAUCAACUGGAUAACAACUAUGGCCUUGAAAUGAAAUUUCUUAAUCAGGUUGAUAGUUGGAAUUUGUUCUCCAAAACUGUGUUUGGAGAGAGAAGUUGUCCACCUGAAUUGGAGGAAAUUGGGAAGGAGAUUGUAGAAAAUUGCAGAGGACUUCCUCUGUCGAUUAUUGUUACGGGAGGUCUUCUUAGAAAAUUUGGACAUUCACAAGAGUGGUGGAAAUCUAUAAAGAGAAACAUAAAUUCAAUGGUGAAUUCGGAGAAUCAUGAUCAUUGCUUGAAAAUGUUGAAGAUGAGCUAUGAUCAUUUGCCGGUCUAUCUAAAGCCAGGUUUUCUGUAUAUGGGGGUGUUUGAGAAGGACUUUAAUGUCACAACACUCAUCCAGCUAUGGAUUUCUGAAGGUUUUUUAAAGCCAAUGAGUGGCAAAAGCUUGGAAACAAUUGGAAAAGAGUACUUAAAAGAGCUAGUUGCUAGAAAUCUCAUUCUAGUUGAUAAGUUGGGGUCUAUAGGAAACAUAAAAACAUAUAAAAUUCAUGAUUUGGUGAGGGACCUCGCCCAAAAAGAAGCUCAUGAAGAAAGGUUUUAUGAUGUGCUAGGGUUAUCUAGUCCUCGAUUCAUAAAUAGCCAACAUUGUGGUAUGAGUCCUCGGUGGUUAGUUCCAAGCAAUGAAUGUUUUCCAAAAAAUGUGUCUCAGGUAGUUAAUCUAAGGUACUUUGAUGUAUGUGCUCCUUGGAUGCCAAAAUUCCUUUCUUUUGUGAAUUAUCUUUGGAAUUUACAUACGCUAAUUGUUUCUGAUGCUGAGUGGCCGCGUACAGCAUUUGAUAUUUGGAAAAUGCCUCAACUUAGGCAUGUCCACUUUUAUCAGAGUAACAGAUUUCACCUCACACAUCCUCUGAGUCUGAGCAGCAACAUUGACAUUGUCGUCAUGGAAAACCUGCAAACACUUGUCGGAGUAACAAAUUUCAAGUGUAGUGAGGCGGUAGUUAAGAGAAUUCCUAACAUAAAGAAAUUGGGAAUAGUAUAUCACAAGUUUAAGGGAGUUUGGCCGGGUGGUGAUUAUUAUUGUCUCAAAUAUCUUGAAUGUUUUGGUAAACUCGAAUCCUUACACUGCAAGGUCGAUUGCACGAUCCCUGAUCAUGAGAAGAACCUCGCCUCCCCACGCUCCUUGUUGAAGUGUAGAUGCAAUGACCAUUUGCAAGAGAUUACAUUCCCACACUCCCUCAAGAAGUUGAGUCUCAGGGUGAGCAAAAGCUUUCAUGUGGAGGGCAUAUUGGAAAAGAUAGGUUGGUUGCCUUUCCUUGAGAAGCUCCAUUUGUGGGGUGGAUACUUCAGAAGUAGCAAGUGGGAAAUAGUUGAAGGCCAGUUUCCCUACCUCAAAUACUUGUCACUGAACAUGUGUGAGCAUCUAGAAUGUUGGACACUCGAGGGCUCUGGCUUGCCACGCCUAGAGAAACUUCGUCUCUACUUGAUAGGGUGGUUGGACGAGAUGCCUUCGGAAAUUGGAGAAAUAUCAACACUGAAAUCAAUUGAAUUGUCAAGUUGUACGAUGUCAUUGGUAAAGUCUUUGAAAAAGAUAGUAGAGGAACAAGAGGAGUUGCAAGGGGAACUACAUUUUCAUGUUAGUGUUUCGCCAGACUUGGUCGAUAUUAAAGCACUAGAGAGCUUAGAAACUCCCAACUUUCGUAUAGAAAGAAACAUUUGUAGCUUGAUGUAA